GAAAUACCAUUGUUUGUUGAUAGUUUGUGGAACCAGGACAAAGCUUAAAUCACCAUAACAACAAUUUGGAAGACCAGCCGCAUAAGAAGCAGGGAAUGUCCAUGGUGUCUGCUGAUAUGGGUCUUGUCAGCAUGGUACGCCAGGGAAUCCUCGCUCUUCAGCUCCUGCCCUCAAACUCCAGUGCAGGCAUCAUCAUAAUCACUGAUGGGGUGACAAGUGUUCCUGAUGUGGCUGUGUGUGAAACAUUGCUGAACCAGCUCAGAAGUGGAACCAUUGCUUGUUCCUUUGUUCAGGUUGGCGGUUCAUACUCGUAUGACUGCAGUUUUGGCUACAUCCCAAACGUAGAACUGAUGAAGUUCAUAUCUUUGGCCACCGUUGGGUCCUAUUUGCCCAGUUGCCCUGAAGUUGACCAAAACAGCCAAGAGAUGAAUGCCUACCACAGGGCCUUCCUAACCUACACUUUCCUCAAGACCCCAGAGUCCAUGAACUCUGAGUACUUCUGUGUUUCCCAGGACAAACUGUUCAAUGAGCACCUAGUGUCAGCCAGUGGUAAUCCAGCCCUGGUCAUGCGGAGGAAAAAGCACACAGAGAAAGAAGUCCAUGCACAUUUAAUAAGUGUGGUUUCAGUGCGACUGAGAGAAGGCUACACCAUCAGAGACAUCAGCCUCACCAAAGGAGGGACCCAGCUGGAAGUGAAGUUGGCUUUGCUGUGGAAACAUAACAUGCAUAUUGAGUACCUAGCAGCUGCCACUUGGCCUUUGGACUCGUCCAACAGAAGCACUAAGGUGGAGGUGACAAUGGAAGGCAGCUAUGACAUCCUGCAUGAUAUCAGCUGCACACAGCGGAAGCCCAUCACCAGUCCAUACCGCACUUCUGUCAUCCGGCGCUUCUGGAACACACUUCAGAGCAUCAACCAAACUGAUCAGAUGUUGGUGCAUCUCCAGUCAUUCAAUUCAAUCCCCGAGAACUACAGGAUUCCAGAGAGCACCAAAAACGGAGUCCCUUUAUUCUACAUCCCUCCUGGCUCUACAACUCCGGUACGGUGGAAUACACUUCCCAGGACACUCCAUCCUGCAUGUUUUUUAUGUUUCAAAAUGUGUUUACAUUGAUGGUUACAUUCACUUAAAAUGUCUGCUGAAUUUGAUGACAAGUUGCUAAGGGAGUGUAUUCUCAGGUGGGCCCCAAAAAAUAGCACAGAGAAAAUUUUACCAGUAUGUUUGAGACUGUAUUGGUCUAACAAAUGUAUUUAAUGGCAAUCCACCUGACCAACCUGUUUAUGCCAAUUUAGGAGAUUAUGAACAUAAAAUGUGUGUUUUGUAAAAUCCUAUGGUUCACUGGAUUUAAAAAAAAGGCUUGUUAAAGGAUUCCUUCCAUUAAAAAAAAACUGCUUUGAGAUGAUAAUUAGGUGGCUAUACACACAUGGACAAAGUUGUUGAUACCUCUGUUGAUGACCGAAAAAGCCACAAUGGUCAAUGAAAUAACUUGAAACUGACAAAAUUAAUAAAAAAGAACAAUGUACAGCAAAUUAACCAAUGGAAAUCAGACAUUGCUUUUGAAAUGUGUUUUAACAGAAACAUUUUAAAAAUAUACUAAUGUGGGGUGCUGUGGUGGUACAGGGGCAAAGCACAACCCUGUGCCUUAGUUCUUGUGCCUGUGCCGCAUAUCUUCCCUCUCUCUCAUUACUGUCAAACUACUUUUGGGGGAUCCGGGCCUGCCAAAUCUUGGAAAAGUCUAGAAUUCCACC
This is a messenger RNA of Poecilia latipinna (sailfin molly), 1744 nucleotides long. RefSeq names its product protein SZT2-like. The coding region runs from base 96 to 1109 and encodes 337 amino acids. Gene Ontology annotation, cellular component: peroxisome. The transcript has 6 exons. The record is from RefSeq and is a predicted model, not a curated record. NCBI's taxonomy places the organism in Eukaryota, Metazoa, Chordata, Actinopteri, Cyprinodontiformes, Poeciliidae.